GGGCUGGCUAACUAAUAUGAAAUGGCGGCCUCGUCGCCUUUGCCGUUUUUCUUGAAGCUCAGAUUCACUGGUCCGUUGUUUCGUGAACCAGCUUCACGAUCGCAACAAUAAACAACAAGCGCGCAACCUCAAGACGGAUAUCAUACACGAAUACCAUUUCCGGCAGGACACACUGACCAGGUGCUGGCUACCGACACCAAUCAGGCCGGGGAACCCUACUGUUCACCCAAUCAAAUCUCAAGAUCCUGGGCUACCGGGAUCCCGGGGCUAAGGUGACCAAGAUGCUUUCUCCAAAGGACAUUGGCUCCAAGGCCAAUGCUUCCAGCAUCUGGUCCUUUGACUCUGGAUACGAAACGAGUCGUGCAGUGUCACCGUCGCUUCAGGCCCACGCUCCAAACAACACUCGUCCAUAUCACACAAACAAUCACACAAACAAUCACACACCGGUAAUUUUCAAUGCAGGCGAUCUCUGGAGUGCGCCGAGCGAUUGUACUCGAGUGCGGGAAGACUCUCUUGUCGACCCGAUUACGACUAGAUUGAAUGUCUUCACCACAAGUGAUGCACCGGAUCACAGUUUCGUGCUCCCUGACCUCCCAGUCUUCGACCGGACCUGCCUGGAAUGUGAAGUUUGGCAACUCACGAAUCCUGGACAACAAGUCAAAUGCCAAAAAUGUCGGGCACACUCAAUUCACCAGGCUCUACCUACAACAACAAAUCCUUUGUCACCAAACAAAGAUGCUCUCCCAAGACUAGACAUUCCUGGUGAUAUGCACGGCAAAGGCCUCAAACGUCUCCGUCCUGCAUCACGCUGCUCGAUCUGUGAAGCUCCUCUUCUGGUUGAAUCGGAAUAUUGUCCCAGCUGCGAUCCAGACCAGAGAUUUCCGCCAUCGUCACCGUCCUCUCCAGCGCACCGUGUCAAGCGUUCUCGUGCGGGUCGAAAUUCUAAGCUUCCGAUUGCGGCGUUAAAUCGACUACAGUCCUGGUUGGAUGCAAAUAAGCACAAUCCUUACCCAACUGCCGAUACAAAGCGAUGGUUGGCGCAGGAAUGUGGAAUUACCGAGAAGCAAGUGAACACAUGGUUCACCAAUGCUAGAGCCCGGCAGAUGAAUAAAGAACACGUCGAAAGCGGAAGCGAGGUGGAUGGGGCAGACGACAGCGAAGACGCAGAGGCUCCACAAAGCGACAUGGGCAUUGCUGGAUUCAUCCAGGACAAGGCUCAUGCAGAUUCUACUCAUCGUCGCACCUCUGCUGCCGUAAGGCCCUCACGAAGGGGAAAGAAGAAAGACUAUCGACGUGCUCAUCAUGCGGAGGCACCUCAAACUCCGCUUCUGCUUUCGCCAGCGUCGAUGACAACGUCACCUCUCGAUCAAACACUUCCCGUGGACCAGGAGAUGUGGCAAUGCACUUUCUGUCUCAAGGCUUUGGUACCAAAAUCAUGGCGGCGGCACGAGGACACACAACACAGACCCAAGACUUCAGCUGCGCGGUGGACUUGCAUGCUACAUGGCGCGCGUCUGAGUUUUCCGAACCGGACCAACUCGGGCUCUGUAUGCGCAUUUUGCAUGGCCAAGAAUCCAACGGAAGAGCACUUUCUGCAGAACCACAGGAUUGACGAGUGCUGGAAGCGGGAUGCAGCCGACCGAACGUUCUAUCGGCCAGACCAUCUGCGACAGCACAUUAAGAAUUUUCACAAUGCCACUUUGUUUGACAUCGUUCAAGCGCGCUGGAAGACAGCUGCGGAGCCUGUUGCAGAAGGGUGGACGUGCGGAUUCUGCGGUGACCGCCUGGAGACCUGGGACAAGCGGGAGACACACAUUUCGAACCACUUCAAAGAGGGCAUGACAAUGGCUUCGUGGAGAGAUUACUCUGACGUGGGCACGCAGAGCGACAAGAAGAAGGGCAAAGGAAAGGCAAAAGAAAAGGAGAAGAUUACUGCUCUCAGCGGCUCCUUCCUAAACAUCUUCCGACGUCCAACUCCUCAGCAACAGCAGCAGCAGCCUCAAAUGCAUCCACAGAGCAGUGCUUUCGAGAACCCCUUCCAGCCGCUGCCUAUCGAGCCUCAAAUCCACAACUACCAAGCCACAACGUCACAAUGCACAUCAACAAACUACGAGUCCGCAUACACCUCGUCAACAGCGCCGAUGGGUCUCGGUAUAUCUCAAGCCCCCGUUCUUCCCGAUAUCCCCCAUGUCAGCCCGCUCGUCGUUACGCAACAUGAUUUCGAAACCGUCGGCAACUACGUGGAAUGGGCGCCAAUGCCGACAUUCGAACAGCAGAUGCAGUAUCAGCUUCCAAACACGAACACCUAUGAUGCGUCAGUCCCUACUACAACCAUGCAGCCUGAUUAUACCAGUCUGAAUGCAUUCGGUCUCGAUCUGUACGGAAAUCCGCUUGAAUACCAAGGAUCAUGGGUUCAGCAACCAGCCUCAUCACAGGAUCCUCAUCAGUAUCCGCAGUACCAGCGGCGGCAACAGUAGUUCAGCUGAAGCGGUUGUACGCGUCACAGGUGACGUGCGCUAGCUGUGGGCUCUUCCGGUGGAAUCGUAGCCUGGCCCUUGGUCCUUUAGUGAUCGAGUUGUUUUCUCAGUUUGCGGGGGUUUUGAUGCGAUUGUUUCCACGCGAUGCUUUUUCGUGGCGCUUUAUACACCCUGGGAUCGGGCGUUUAGUGAGCUUUCUUUUGGUCAUUUUCGCUCGGUUGCUGUCCUUUGUUGUAGACUGAAUGGGACGUUCCAGCUUAAGUGCUAGACUUUAGUUUAUUGGGUUCAUUUCGUGUCAAGUCCUCCAACAUACUCCGACCAUUUUAAAUGUCUGUU
Paraphaeosphaeria sporulosa is the source of this 2813-nucleotide messenger RNA. RefSeq lists its product as uncharacterized. NCBI's taxonomy places the organism in Eukaryota, Fungi, Ascomycota, Dothideomycetes, Pleosporales, Didymosphaeriaceae. Bases 282 to 2477 code for a protein of 731 amino acids. Gene Ontology annotation, molecular function: DNA-binding transcription factor activity, RNA polymerase II-specific; RNA polymerase II cis-regulatory region sequence-specific DNA binding. The record is from RefSeq and is a predicted model, not a curated record. The transcript is spliced from 3 exons. Gene Ontology annotation, biological process: regulation of transcription by RNA polymerase II.